This is a messenger RNA of Hyalella azteca, 1852 nucleotides long. Its product is annotated as mitochondrial ribosome-associated GTPase 2-like. Lineage: Eukaryota; Metazoa; Arthropoda; Malacostraca; Amphipoda; Hyalellidae. The transcript has a single exon. Gene Ontology annotation, cellular component: mitochondrion. The coding region runs from base 112 to 1389 and encodes 425 amino acids. Gene Ontology annotation, molecular function: GTP binding; magnesium ion binding; GTPase activity. The record is from RefSeq and is a predicted model, not a curated record.
AGAACAUGUGUAACUUCAACUUGUGCAGGUGUUUACAGAAGACUAACUGACACUGUAUUUAAAGUAAUUGUUUUCUCUCCAUUUUUAUCUCAUUGCAAACGGCUUGGAAUCAUGCUGACUGCAAAUGCAAGCCGAAUAAUUUAUCGUCGGUCAAAGACAGUGAACGAAUUAAGAAAGAGUCUCGUAUGCUGUAAGAAUUACAGCGCCAGCGGUCUGAGCCACAACCCUGACGACAGAGUGCACGAUGCCUCGGCUGCAUUACAGAAUCUCCGUCACGACAUGCAGAAGUUCCUGUCCCUCAUGAGCACUUCUUCAGGACUUGAUACUCGAUACAUCCCAUUGGUUCGUAAGAAAGAAACCAAACCGGGCUUCACGCAGCGGCAUUUCAAAGACCACACCAUCUUGAAAGUGCGUGGAGGAAACGGUGGGGACGGAGCCGUGUCUAUGCUGAGCGUCUACAGGAAGGAGUUUGCAGGCCCUGAUGGUGGUGAUGGUGGCAACGGAGGCCACGUUGUGUUGAAGGCCACCAAGGCGAAGAAUAGUUUGUGUCAUUUACCUUGUUCGAUAUCAGGCCCCAAUGGAGAAUGCGGCAGAAAGCAUGACUGUCAUGGAGCCAACGCUGAGCACAUGGUGGUUGAAGUCCCGCUUGGCACCAUCGUAAGUUACGAAGGAAAAGUUCUUGCGUCGCUUGAUGUUGAAAAUGCAUUGUUUGUUGCCGCUAGAGGUGGAGCUGGCGGUAAAGGCAACGUGUUCUUCUGCACGGAUACAGAUCAAGCUCCCAAGGUUGCCGAGUACGGAGGAAAAGGGGAACAAUUGACCUAUGAAAUCGAACUCCGCACGAUCGCUGACAUCGGACUCAUCGGUUUCCCUAAUGCUGGCAAAUCGACUCUUCUACGUGCAAUAUCUCGAGCCCGACCAAAGGUGGCUAAUUAUCCUUUCACAACUCUAAACCCUCAUGUGGGCAUCGUACAUUACGCUGACAUGUUCCAGCUCGCUGUCGCUGACAUCCCGGGUCUGGUUGAGGGUGCACAUGUCAACAAAGGAUUAGGUUACGAAUUCUUAAGACACGUUCAGAGAUGUGCGGGACUCCUGUACAUUCUUGACGGGUCUCAACCAGAGCCUUGGAAACAGCUCGAGGUGCUCAGACGGGAGCUAGAUUUGUACGACUCGGGAUUAUCUCAGAGGCCUUACGCAGUAGUCGCUAAUAAAAUAGAUUUGGAUGAAGCUCAGCAAAAUGUUGAAGAAUUAAAACAAAGAGUUGACUUGCCCGUGAUUGGUAUCAGCGCUAAGAGAGGAGACAGCGUGCGCCAUCUUCUCUCGCUGCUGCGCUGGCUCACCGAAAGGAACCCAAACAAAUCCGUGAUGACACAUGAUACCUGGGAGGAGUGAGGGCCUGUAACUGGUGCUCUCCAGGUGUGUUUAGGAACCGGUUCCCUUCUUUUUUUUUGUUUUUUUUUCGGUAAUCUUUGGACGAAGUUGAUAAAGUACCGUUUCCUUUAUGUAAUUUAGAAAAAAGUAAUCAAAUUUUUAAAAUUUUUCUUUUUCAUGGAGUGUACGACUUCCUAAAUAUGUGCCCAAUUAAAGUUUGUGUUUAUAAAUAAUACGUCAGAGUUGGACGUUGUUCUCAAAAACUAAUGUAGGUAAGAGAUACAUGAAUAUUGAGUGCAACUUUUCACGUCUCAGGUGUCUAGAAUUCCUGUAACUUAGAUCAAACGUACGUACCUAUCAUCGAUCUAUAUAUAGCUUAACUAAAAUGAAAGGAUUAUACACUAACAAUGAAUUAAUUGAUGCAAAGUCAGGCUUAUUUCUCACCAUUUUCAUGUGCUAUCAAAUUUAUUGCAAGUCAACCGGU